Messenger RNA from Soboliphyme baturini, 908 nucleotides. The record is from the annotation of a GenBank genome assembly. NCBI's taxonomy places the organism in Eukaryota, Metazoa, Nematoda, Enoplea, Dioctophymatida, Soboliphymatidae.
AUGCAGCAGUCUGGCCAGUACGGAAAAAUGUACUAUGGCACAGUUCGACCUUUUCUGGAUUUCCAUCCGGAUCAAGAUGCCGAAGCUCUUCACAAAGCCAUGAAGGGACUGGGAUGUAACGAUAAAGCCGUCGUAGAUAUCAUUUGCCGUCGAAACAAUGCCCAGCGUCAGCAGAUAAGAAACACGUUCAAAUCCUUUUUCGGAAAAGAUUUGCUUGAGUCGUUGAAAAAUGAACUGCAUGGUGACCUGGAGGAUGCGAUUCUUGCACUGAUGCUCACACCGGCCGAAUACGAUGCUGUCGAACUGUUCCGUUCGAUGGAUGGUAUCGGCACGAACGAAUUGGUGCUCAUCGAAAUACUAACAACAAGAACGAACAGCCAAAUAAUUGAAAUAAAGCAGAAAUAUCGAGAAAUGUAUGGCAAAGAUUUGGAGAAAUGUCUGCGUUCAGAAACCUCCGGUCAUUUCAGACAGCUGCUUGUUGCGUUGUCAGUGGCUGCCCGAGACGAAUCGACUACUGUUGAUCCUGUGCGAGCAGCCGCCGAUGCUCAGGCACUUUAUGCAGCGGGUGCGAAAAGACUAGGCACCGAAGAAUCAGUGUUCAUUCGAAUUAUUGGCUCUCAGAAUCCAUACCAGCUUAACGCCGUUUUCGCUGAGUACCAAAAGAUUUGUGGCAAAAGUAUAGAAUAUUCGAUCAAACAGGAAUUCAGUGGCGACAUUGAACUGGCGCUCUUGACUUUAGGUUUGGAUUUCUUGUUAAUAAUCGUUUCAAAAAUCGUUUACUCGUCAUUUGGGUACGGUUUUGUGACAAAGGUAGUGUCACCGAAGUCAUGUAAUUUACAUUCCUCGAUACUGUGGUCAGUAACUAUUAAUUAUGAUCAGAACUUGAACAGUAGAAUUUUGGAUUGAGC